Haliotis rufescens (red abalone) is the source of this 2185-nucleotide messenger RNA. RefSeq names its product KICSTOR complex protein ITFG2-like. NCBI's taxonomy places the organism in Eukaryota, Metazoa, Mollusca, Gastropoda, Lepetellida, Haliotidae. Gene Ontology annotation, cellular component: KICSTOR complex. The transcript has 12 exons. Gene Ontology annotation, biological process: regulation of TOR signaling. The record is from RefSeq and is a predicted model, not a curated record. The coding region runs from base 101 to 1408 and encodes 435 amino acids.
AGAGUUGUCUCCCUUAGAUUUCCUUCUGCUCGAGGUCGCUGUACACAUUUCUGCACAUUUGAAGUUUGAUGGAGACUGACAGCUCUCUACAGCAUCCAUCAUGUGGCGGACUGUAUCGUUUGUUGAACGGGUGGAGGUAGAGUUUUCGGGGAACUUGCUCAAUCAGGCGAUGGUGCUUGGCGAUGUUGAUAAUGAUAAGUAUAAUGAGCUUGUUGUUGGGAACAUUGAUGGAGACCUGUCAGUCUUUAAAGGCAGCAGUGUCACACCUUGGAGAAAGACUUCAGAUCUUGGAAUGAUAACAUGUAUAGGACUGGGAGACAUAUGCAAUAAAGGAAAGAACAACCUGGUUUGCCUUACGGCUGAAGGCUGGUGCUACAUCUUCGACAUCAGGCCAGAGGGCAGCAUAGAGUUCCUGAAAGAGGAUGAGAGUGAUAUUGACAUCAGAAUCCUCAAGCCUGCCUACACACAGCAUCUCCCAGCAAACGGCAAGGUCAUGCUCAUAGCCGAUACAGAUGGCGAUGGCCAAACAGAGUUGGUUGUGGGCUACUCAGACAGAGUGGUGCGGACAUUCCGAUGGCAGUCCGGAGUAGACAGCGACGCCUACUCCACAGGACAGUUCAUACAACACCAGAAGUGGCAGUUGGCUGGCCAGAUCGGAUCAAUGACAGUGAACAGUUGUGGAGAGGGCAAGCCUCAACUGCUGGCGUCCCAGCCGGGCGGAACACUGGUCACUCUGCUGCAGGGAACCAACAUCAGGAUGGAGCAACCCCAUGUAGAACACAGUGAGGAGUCGACUCAGCAGUCCUUCGUGUACCAUCCCCUGGGGUCAUGCAGAGCUCGUAACAAGGAAGUGUCCACUGUCAUCGUUGGGGGGAUAAAACGAGAGAGAAAGCAAGAAGAUGACAAAGCAUCGUCUUUCUAUGCCCUGGCCACUCUAGAUGGCAGCCUGGUCCUAGUGCAGUCAGACAAGACGGAGUCGGACAAGAUCGUGUGGUCACUCCAGGUGGAUCAUCAGCUGUUCUCUCUGCACAAACUGGACGUAACGGGUAACAACCGUGAGGAGGUUGUGUGUUGUUCUUGGGAUGGACAGACGUAUAUCGUCAACCACAGUCGAGAGGUGGUCAGGUACCAGUUCGAGGAAAAUGUCGCCGCCUUCUCUGCAGGUUUCUUUGCUUUACCGGACCAAGGCAACGUGCCAUGUUUUGUGUACGCAACAUUCAACAACCGCAUCUACAUCUACUACAACAUCAACCUCCCCGAGGUGGAGUCCACCAACCUGCUCACCGUCAUGGGCCGGAGGGACGACACGCGGCAGCUGCUGGCCAGACUGAACAUAGAUCCCAAGCGGUCAGACCAGCUGCGGCAGCUGUACCACUGGGUGCUGUACGGCUUCCACGGCAAGACAUAACCGCCGGAGUGGACUACAUCAAGCAGGGGAAGGUCCGGGACUGUGGAUGCUUACUGAUGAUAUUAAGUUGCCGUGACAUCAGUUUGUCCAGUAACACUGUAUGAGUGAUCCGACACAAUGGAAACAUGAAGAUGUGGAUAUGAUUCUGUGGACAAAUCUGAAGCCGACGCCAUGUUUUCUGUCUUGCCACUAAUGCCCAGUAUGGAUUACAGGAUGAUCUAGUUAUAUGUACAGAAUGUUAUAUCUUUAGCACCCUGUGGGGAUACUGGAUAAGAAUACCGUAUUCAAUGUAAUAAGCGCCCAGGGCGCUCUCAAAAGUAAAAAUAGGGGGCUCUUAUUAGAAUAUUAUGUAACUAUUAUGUAAAAAACAGAGUUGAAAGAUAAAUUUCGUGGUUUAUAGUGACAGCCUGAAAUGUUUAUGUACGACAGAUAUAUUUUUCCAGAAUUUAAUUGCCCAUAAUUAAGGGCAUGUAUUAUAUUAGUAUUAUGUCGCGAGUGUGUAUUAUACGCGAAUAAAUAAGUCUUGUGUACAUUGAUCAAUCCGAAGGGGUGCUAAUUGGGAUUGUUCACUAGCCAAUAUAUCAGCAAAUAUCACCGUGGGCGCUUAUUACGUCGAAUACGGUAUGUCUUUAUGAUUGUCCUAAGAUGUGACUAAUGAGUGAGUGAGUGAGUGAGUUGGGUUUAACGCUGCUUUGAACAGUAUUCCAGUUAUAUCGCGGCGUGUCAGCUUAAUGUGGGAGGAAAGCCCGAAGUGAUGCAGGUCUCAGACUUUUACCA